Molecule: messenger RNA, 7095 nt
Organism: Mytilus trossulus (common blue mussel)
Lineage: Eukaryota; Metazoa; Mollusca; Bivalvia; Mytilida; Mytilidae
Product: GTP cyclohydrolase 1-like
Exons: 6
Coding region: 157-843 (228 amino acids)
Biological process (GO): tetrahydrofolate biosynthetic process; tetrahydrobiopterin biosynthetic process
Cellular component (GO): cytoplasm
Molecular function (GO): GTP cyclohydrolase I activity; zinc ion binding; GTP binding
Source: RefSeq, a predicted model, not a curated record
UCUACCGUUCAAAGAAUUUUAACGCCUCCACUUACAGAAGAGUUAUAAAUAUAAACAAGCACAUUGAUUUGCCAGGCAGAAAAGGACUUAACAGCUUUACGAAGAGCAUUUAGAAACUGUCACUUGAAUAUUCGCAAUCUACGGAAUUGAGAAACAAUGACUGAGAGCGGAGCACAUCAUUAUAUUCCUGAUCCAGACAGUGAAUUGGAGAAAAAAGUUAAAAAGCUGACUUUGGGGGCUGGUGAAAAUGACAAGGACACUGAAAAUGAUAAGCCUCGUAGGGAUGAAAAUGCACAAUUAAAAAUUACAGAACAUUAUAAAGGUAUUCUUUCGAAUUUAGGUGAAGACCCAACUAGACAAGGAUUAGUUAGAACUCCUGAAAGGGCUGCUAAAGCAUUAAUGUUUUUCACAAAAGGAUACAAUGACAACAUCAAAGAGGCCUUAAAUGAUGCUAUAUUUGACGAAGAUCAUGAUGAAAUGGUGAUAGUUAAAGAUAUAGAAAUGUUCUCCCUAUGUGAACAUCAUUUAGUUCCCUUUUUAGGAAAGGUUUCUAUAGGAUAUUUACCAAAUAAACGGGUAUUAGGACUUAGUAAAUUAGCAAGAAUAGUAGAAAUUUACAGUAGACGGCUACAAGUGCAAGAAAGACUAACAAAACAAAUAGCAGUGGCUAUAACAGAAGCUAUACAGCCCUCGGGUGUAGCUGUUGUAAUAGAAGCUACACACAUGUGUAUGGUUAUGAGAGGGGUACAGAAAUUAAAUAGUAAAACAGUAACCAGUACUAUGCUUGGGGUAUUCCGUGACGAUCCAAAAACUAGAGAAGAAUUUCUAACAUUGAUACGUUAACAACAGAGCAUGUCAUAUGUGAUACAAUAACAAUAGAGCUGAUCAUCUAGUCGUGCUGAUUUUUAUUUGUUAAAAUUUGUUAAUCUUCUGGAAGCCUUUCUUCCAAGGAAGGAGUAACAAUUUUACUUCCAAUUUGGAAGUUGAUAAAGGAAAUAUUGUUUUUAAAAAGCAUUUAUAGUAUUUAAAUUUUUAAUAUUUUAGAUACUGGUUAUCAAAAUAUUAUUUAAGAAGUCACUGUUUAUUGAGUUCAGAGCCGAUUAUGCGGUUUUGAAGUCUUAUGAUAGUGAAAUUUUUCACUUUUGUAGAUAGCAAUUUUCAAUGAUUAAGAAAAAAAGAUGUGUUUAUGGACUUAAUAUUUUAUACAAAUUUUGAAUACCCUCACAAAAAUUCAGUACUGAAAUAUUUGAUAUACCAAACCCAUUAAAAUCCACAAAAGGGCACAAACAAAAAUAAAUCCUCAGUUUUCAGAGGAAAAAAAGAUUUAUCUCUAAGAUUUAUAGGGUUUAUAUCUAUCUUUUAGUUGUGCAAGGGUAGUCAUAAACCUUUUAAAAUGGGUUAUGAAGGCUAUAAAAAUAUGUUUUUUAUUUAGAAAUGAUGUUUUAUUAUGAGUUUAAUAUUUUCAUACAUUCCUGAAAAACAGUUCGGGUAUGGUUUAUGUGAUAUUUUUAUUUAAAUUAUAUUUUUAUUUAAACAUAUAUUAUGUUUUAUAAUCUGCAAUAGGUACUUGUUACAGAGUAAAUUUUAAUAACUUUUUUCAAAUUUUCUAAAAGAUGAGAUAUUUAUGCCUUUGAGCCUAGGAGAAUCAGUUCAUAUACACAAAAUAUAAAUUUAUAUUUUUACAUUUUACUCCUCUUCUCAAGUAUAUACCCAGUGAUAUAAAUACAUUUCCUCUGGGACAACUUAUAAUGCAGUUAUUGAGUUUCGCACAAUUUUGAUUUGCACUUGCAUCAUUUAGAAUAUAGCACAAACUCUUCACUCUUUUUUUUUUUUACUAUUUUCUGAAAAAAUAAUUUUGUGUUUGCAUUAUGAAUGGUGGUGGAUGUACGUCAUCAAAUGAUAUAUUCAGAAAAGUGUGGGAGAAAGUCACAUGUACCAGUCUCUUCUCUAAGACAGAGAGAGGAAGGCUAUAAUUGCAUUCAUCUUGUCUGUCUGUUCUUCAAAAACAAAUAUUUCCCCCUAUCUUUCUCAGCUACUGCCAAACAAAAUGAAUUUAUAUUUAAUCAGUUACUUAACAAUGAUGAUUUGUAACAUGUGAACACUGUUUGAAUCUUUUACAGCUAAUUUCCUAUCAAAUGCUGAGUCAAACUUUGGUAGGCUUGCUUGCUCUGUUUGUAUAAAUGUUAAUUCAAGCUUUCUAAUUAACAUUACAACAAAUGGAAGUUAUUAACCACCUUGACUGGCUAUACAGCCCUUGCACAGAAGGCAAUUUUUAUCUUAAUAAACAUUGACAUCUUGAAUCAGUAUAUAUAGGCAUAUUUUAACCCAUAUAUAUUAUGUUAAAUUUGAUUGGAUGCUAUCCCAAUUACAAUUGUACAAUAUACAAACAAAGCAAGCAAGCUAACCAAAGUCUUGCUUUACAUUCAUUAGAAAAUUAGCUGUUAACAUCACCUUCCUGUUUGUUGAUACUUUGGAUUUUUCAAUAUUUUAAAUGAACCUAAAUAUUUACGCCACAAGUACAAAAAGUUAUCAAAAAAUAGUAUGUCAUCAUCCAGGAAUUUGUGAGUUGUAAUGUGUGCAAGCUUUUUGUGUCUGUCAGACACUCAAUUUGUGUGUUUUUUUAAAAGAUACUCAGUGGUGGAUCCAGAAAUUUUUAGAAGUGGGGGCUCGCUGACUGCCUAAAAGGGGGCCCACUCUGGUCAUACUUCAGUGAUUCCCUAUAUAAUCAACCAAAUUUUUUUCAAGAAAAGAGGGGGCCAGGCCCCCUGCCCCUCUAAAUACACCUCUGAUACUUUGAAAUAAUAAUGGUAUGCUUAGCAAGACAAUGCAAGCAUUGUUGAAAAAUUGACUCUUAUUUGUAAAACUGUCAAAAUGAGAGAUACCCGGUAAUUUAUUUUAAUUGUCUUAUACUAUUUAUUGAUAGCAUAUUUUGUGUAAUAUUUAUUAGAACCAAAUGCAAUAAUAAAAACCAAUUGAAAGGAAUAAUCUAUAUGAAAUUACAUUGCUUUUGUAUUAUAAAUGAUUUUAUAUAACAGUGACAUGUUGUGUAACUUGUGUACUUAAUUGUUUUCUUUAUAUUGUGGGUUCUCAAAUUUAGUUUAGCUUAUGGAGUGUAUGUCAGUUCUGUACACUACAGGACAUACACCCCCUCCUUUCAAAGGAAAAGAUACCUAAUGAGACACCAAUUACCAAUAGUCCAUUUGCCAAUUACUGAUUUCAUUCUGUUAUUACACACUUUUUAAACAAAUUACUUCCCUUUGCUAAUGCAAAGUAUGAUGAAUUGAAAAUGAUGUAUCGGUGGUUUACCUCAUUUGAUAUGAAAAAUAAUUUCUGAUGUUGUAAGUAUUUAGCUAAACAACAAGUUAAUGUAAAUAAAAGAUUUCAAAACCUUAAAGAAUACUCACAUUACGCACAGGUAAAUUUGCUUUUUCUGCUAGCUCUCCAUUGUAAAUAAAAGUUAAUGUUCCCCCAUAAGGGAGACAACUAAAAAAAGGUCUCUAAUUACAGGGUCAACUACGGAACUGGCAAAUGGACUACAAUGUAUUACAACUUAAAAUAAAAUAAAAAUUAACAAUGAGAAUCUCACCUUAAAAAGAAAAUCUGAAAGGCUGACCAUCUUAAUAUUUAUUUGUUUAUGUUAUCAUCAUAUCAAAUUAUUUAUUUGUUCUCAGUGACUAAAACUAUAUGUAAGUAUUAAUUAACCCUCCUUUUUCUCGCAAUGUACUUACGGUAAAAAUAUGUAAAACAACUAAUGGUGGGUGAUCAAUUGUAUUUUCACUUUUAUGUAUCUGAUAGCUGUCUCUUGUUAUGCAUAUGUCCUAAAUCUUCAUCUUUCUAAAAUAAUCAUGUAGAAAAUAUGUUUUAGAUUGGAAAUCACUGUAUUUUAUAUCAGAAUUAUAUCCUUCUUUCAAGGGUGGUGUAAAAUUCGAAUAUGCAGAUUUUUUCAAAAUUUUAUAAAAAAAACCAACCAAAUUACCAAAUUUCCAAUGAUAUGGUGUCUGGGACCUAGACUAUUGUAUUUAUAUAUUUAUAUAUUGUUAAUUUAUUAAUUUGUUAUUUCAAAUGCAUUUCUUUGAAGUUUAUUAUCUUUUUUCAUUGGGCUUUUUGUGACUACGCUUUAUGUAGGACAUGAAACCACAAAGGACCAAGAAUAAAAACUGAUGGUUGUGAUUUAAAUGAAUCAUUCCUUAAAUUUGAAUCUACCACAUAUAUUUCAGUGGCAGAUCUAGGAUUUUAUAAUACUUUAUAAAUUCCUUAAAUAUUAUAAUAGAACUAGAAUUUUUUAGGGAUGAUUUUGUGCUCAAAAAUGAUUUAUUUUCCAAUAAAAAAGAGGGAAUAUACCCUCUUAGCUUCCCUGCAUCCAUCCCUGUAUUAGUUAUUUUGGAUUAAUGUAAACCAACUAAUUUUCGUGAGCAAUUUAUUUAUGAGUGUAGAAAAUAAUAUGAUUUGAAAUUGUUGCGAAUAUGUAUAACUUUCCUUAUUUAACUACAUCAAGUAAAUUAGAAAAUCAGGAAAUUUUAUCACCAUUAAGUGGACUAGAAAAAGCUUAACGCGAAAUAUUGUAUCUGUAAAAAUAUGUUUUGUUAUAUAUUUUGCUCUGUAAACAUUAACAGAUAUAUUUCAAAGGGAGAUUAUUUGUUGUUUUUAGUGAAGUGUAUUCUAAAAAAUAUAUAAUUUUCUGAUCUCAUAGAUAUAGGAAGAUGUGAAUCGUCUAAAGUAUUGCUCAUUUUUGUCGAGCCUUCGACUUUAGUCGAAAAAGCGAGACUAAGCGAUCCUACAUUCCGUCGGCGGCCACAAAUAUUCACUCUGUGGUUAAAGUUUUUGAAAUUUUAAUAACUUUCUUAAACUAUACUGGAUUUCUACCAAACUUUGACAGAAACUUGUUUAUGAUCAUAAGAUAGUAUUUUGUAAAAAUUAAAUUCCAUUUUUUCCAUAUUUUACCUGUAAAUGGAUUUAGUUUUUCUGCGGGGAAACAUUACAUUCACUCUGUGGUUAAAGUUUUAAAAAUUUUAAUAACUUUCUUAAACUAUCCUGGGUUUGUACCAAAAUUGGAUAGAAGCUUAUUUAUGAUCAUAAGAUAGUAUCCAGAAGUAAAUUUUGUAAAAAAAAUAAAUCCACUUUUUCCGUAUUUUACUUUUGAGUGGACUUAGAUUUUCUUCCAGUUAACAUUACAUAUGUGUAAAGUCUGCAGUUAAAGUUUUUAAGACAUUUAUUAGAUUCAUAAACUAUGCUGGAUUUUUACCAAACUUGGACAGAAGCUUCUUACCAUCAAAAGAUUGUAUCAAGAUGAAUAUUUUUAUUGAUUUUUUUCUUCAUUUUUGUUGAGCCUGCGAUUUAGAGCAAAAGUAGGCGAGACACUGGGUUCCGCGGAACCCUUACAAUUAUUUUUAGCAACAGUCAAAAGUAUCGUUAUCAAUUUCAAAUUGGUAAUGAUACUUUUGACUGUUGCUAAAAUAUGAACAAUACUUUCCUCUGAAAGUCUCCAAGUUUAAAAAAACUGCCCAGUCAAUAAAUGUAUUAUAAUAAUAUACCUUUUGUACUUAUGGUUUAUAUUUAUAUACAUUGUUCCUGUGUUAUAUUUAUAUUUUAGUAAUUUUAUUUUUACUUUGAAUUAUAAGACAAAAACCUAAGCUGAAUUAUCUGUGUACAUGAAAGCUUUUUUAUAAAUAUAUACUAAUAGAUGGAGAUUUGUAGAAUUAAGUUGGUGGUUGGGCUAUGAACAUAUAAAAACUUAUAAAUUUGUCAAUGAGUGAAAAAUUAUUUUUUAUCUUGUACAUGGAGCAAAAUGACUGCAUAAAAAUUAUAAAAUACGGAAACAUUUUAAAGGAGUAGGUCCAGUAAGACCCCUUUUUGGCCCCAAAAUAUAGCAGUUUUACAAAAUUGUCAAAAUGUAAUCUUUUAGUUAUUUAUUGGACAGAAGAAUGCUUCUGCUACAUAAAUAUGGACUUUUUUUGACAACGCAAUGCACACAUAUCGGGUACUAGCACCAUUAAGUCAUGCUAAAUUACUGAAAUCUUCACAAUUCUAGCAUUUUAGUUAAAUUUUAGACAGUUUUCAUGUAAAACGAAUGUGGCUGCAUUUGCGUUCAUUCUUUAUAUUGAAAUGUAAGUUGUAUUUGAUGAUAAUACAAAACAGAUAUAAAAGUUGAGGAUGAACAUGGAUCACUUUCAUUUUUAACAAAAAGUAUCUGAAAAGUGACAUUUUUCGGCAUUUAUGGAAGAUUUUUCAUAUUAAAGGUUAAAUCGGAUCUUUUUAAAGACUAAACGAGUUAAAAUCUAGCAGAAAAACUUAUUGAUUCAAAUGAAAUAGCCACUUUAGUGUUUAAAAAGACGUAAAAAUGUUUCGUCAGAUGAACCUGAAAUUUGAUGCCAAAAUCGGUCCUUACCGGACCUACUCCUUUCUUUGCAUUGUAAAGAAAAUAAAUAAUCAUUUUUAAUUCAAAAUAUGUCCAUUCAAAAUCCUAGAGUCUCUGAUGACAAGAUACUUUGAUUUCUUGCCUCAAAUCAUUGAAUUAUGGAUCCAGUGUUUCGGUUAUAGUACAGAAAUUUGACAACACUCCUUUCUACCUUCUGUCCUGGAAUCAACCAAUGAAAUCUCAGCCUUCAUAUUUUUGAAACUGUGUUUCAACAGGACAAAACUAGAGGAUCCAAAAGGGUUUUCUUAACAGAACGUAGAAAAGAGCAACAUAUAUUCUUGUAAACAAAGCAUUGACACAGGAUAGACAUUUCAAUCUUAUUGUUUAAACUUAAGCAUCUUCUAUACCCUUUAGGUUAAAUAUAGGUUACAAUAUAUGGCGUUCAUUAUCACUGAACUAGUAUAUAUUUGUUUAGGGGCCAGCUGAAGGACGCCUCCGGGUGCGGGAAUUUCUCGUUACAUUGAAGACCUGUUGGUGACCUUCUGCUGUUGUUUUUUCUAUGGUUGGGUUGUUGUCUCUUUGAUACAUUCCCCAUUUCCAUUCUCAAUUUUAUCAAAUUCUUAAGAUCCUAUCCAUGCUCAUGUGAAGCACUAUCCAUGCCCAUGUCAAGCAACAACAAUCUUUGAUUAUUAAAAUAUUCAAGUAACAAAAUGCUGUGUAUGUGUAAAAUCAUACAUUUU